CUGAGCCUCUUUCUUCCUUCUUCUUAAAUCCCUUCCUUCUCCCCCAUAUCACUCCACACCCUCCCACCGAGUCAGAAACUCAGAAACCCAGAAACUCAGAAGAAGAAACGAUAUGGAUAUGGACGAGAGACAAGUGAUGAUGCGCGACAUCGGUUUACAAAUCUUCAUGAUUUUCCUCUUCAUCUUCGUCUUCCUCGGCAUCUACGGCAUCCCACAGCGGCUAUUCGCCAAGCUCCGAUUCCAAAACCGAGCCAGCGUCGACGCCAAGCGCCACUUCGUCAAAGGCGCUCAGCUCCUCGCACAAGCCAGAUCCUCCAACGCCCGAACCAGAUCCGCCACCACCUCCCUCGCUAAAGAAGCCUUAGCCGAAGCCGAGAAAGCCAUCGCGCUCGAUCCGAAAGACGCCGCGGCUUACCUUCUCAAAGCGAUGGUUCUCGAUCUACAGGGAUUCAGAACCUCCGCUUUGGAAUCGCUUGAUGCGGCGCUCUCACCGCUCGCCGCCGGAUCGCUAGCUAGCGGCGAGCGGGGAGAUGCGCUGCUUAAGAGAGGCGAGUUGAAACUCGCGACGAGUCAGCGCGGGAAGGUUGACCCGGCGCUGGCGGAUUUGACCGAGUCGGUGAAACUCAGUCCGAGGAACGUGAAGGCUUGGAGUUUGUUAGGGGAGUGCUAUGAAGGGAAGAAGAUGGAGGAGGAGGCGAAGAAGGCGUACCAGGAGGCGUUGCAGUUGGAGCCGGAGCUUUCUGCUGCUCAGGAAGCGCUCAAACGGUUGAGUUCUGCUUCUUCAUAGUUGAAUUUGGUUGGUAUGAAUGAACUUUGAGAUUCAGUUGCAUUGAUCUUUGAAUUCGACUUGUACUUGCAUUUCUGUUUUGAGUUUUAGCGUAAAUCUAGUGGAAAUAAAGGGAGAAAACUGCAACUGUGAUAGUGAUACAAAGCAAAAGUGGGGUGGUUUAAGAGCCUAAAAAUUUGGAGAGUAACUUUAUUUCCUCUUUUGUGUAUAAGUGUAUAACUCUGCAUGAUUUUGAAUAUUAUCAGUUGCGCUAAUAUUAUUGUUCAGUUUGUAA
This is a messenger RNA of Lotus japonicus, 1061 nucleotides long. RefSeq lists its product as uncharacterized. Bases 113 to 787 code for a protein of 224 amino acids. The record is from RefSeq and is a predicted model, not a curated record. Lineage: Eukaryota; Viridiplantae; Streptophyta; Magnoliopsida; Fabales; Fabaceae. Gene Ontology annotation, molecular function: protein binding. The transcript has a single exon.